Molossus molossus (Pallas's mastiff bat) is the source of this 3172-nucleotide messenger RNA. RefSeq names its product protein tyrosine phosphatase non-receptor type 22 (gene PTPN22). The coding region runs from base 287 to 3079 and encodes 930 amino acids. Gene Ontology annotation, molecular function: non-membrane spanning protein tyrosine phosphatase activity. The transcript is spliced from 23 exons. Gene Ontology annotation, biological process: negative regulation of tumor necrosis factor production; positive regulation of ERK1 and ERK2 cascade; positive regulation of defense response to virus by host. Gene Ontology annotation, cellular component: cytoplasm; cytosol; nucleus. Lineage: Eukaryota; Metazoa; Chordata; Mammalia; Chiroptera; Molossidae. The record is from RefSeq and is a predicted model, not a curated record.
UAUAAAAGCUAUUCAUUAACCUUACAUACCAACCAGGGUGUGGUUCUGGGACAAGGAACUGAAAGUUUUCAGCAAAUCUCCCUUUUCUGCAUGGGUAAAUUCUUCAGAGGUUCCACAUAUCUGAACAGCUGUUUUUGAAGAACGGUGGUGGAAGAGGCUCUAGGACUCUGUGUCCCAUUAGGGAACUUGACAAGAAGUAAACACACCUGCUGGUUUACCAGUGUGUCUGACUUCCUGCUAAGCUGAAAAUUGCUGGUUUGGUGGAAAAGCCAAAGUUGGCAGCAAAAUGAAGACCCCCACGACUUUUGAGGAGCAAACAGAAUGCAUUGUGGACUUUCUAUUCACAGAUUUCUUAGGCAUACCUUCGCAGGUUGCUCCCCGGAACCUAACUGGUGAAGUUGAAACAGACUCAGGAGAGCCUUGCUCUUUUGACGUGGCCAUCAUUGCUGGUCGCCUUCGGAUGUUGGGGGAUGAGAUCAACGCAGAAGUGGAAGCUUCUAUCCAAAGCGUCAUCACAGAAACCAUGUGGAAACAGGCAGGAGCCACCCUUCAGGAGACAGUAAAAUCUCUCAGCGAGGGCUGGUGUGCUCAAGAUUCCAGCUUAGCUUAUGAGCGAGCCUUUUUGGCAGUGUCAGUGAAAUUUCUUGAACAUGUGGUCCGCAUGGCUCCUCAAAUGGCAAGACAGGUGGCGAACUCUGUGACAGAUAUGAUCAAUGGGAAUGGUGCCAUCCGGGAGUUCAUCCAGGGCCAGGGAGGUUGGAAGCUGAGAAGACUAGCCGCCAAGUACAAGGCAGACAGAACCUACCCAACAACUGUGGCCGAGAGGCCCAAGAAUGUCAAGAAAAACAGAUAUAAGGAUAUCUUGCCCUAUGAUCAUAGCCGCGUAGAGCUGUCCUUAAUAACCUCUGAUGAGCACUCCAGUUACAUCAAUGCCAAUUUCAUUAAGGGAGUCUAUGGACCCCGGGCUUAUAUUGCCACCCAGGGACCUUUGUCUACAACUCUCCUGGACUUCUGGAGGAUGAUUUGGGAAUACAACGCCCUGAUCAUUGUCAUGGCAUGCAUGGAGUUUGAAAUGGGGAAGAAAAAGUGUGAGCGCUAUUGGGCGGAGCCUGGAGAGAGGCAGCUGCAAGUUGGCCCUUUCUCCGUCUCCUGUGAAGCUGAAAAUAGAAAAUCUGAUUAUGUAAUCAGGACUCUGAAAGUCAAGUUCAACAAUGAAACUCGAACUAUCUACCAGUUUCACUACAAGAACUGGCCAGACCACGAUGUGCCUUCCUCUAUAGACCCUAUUCUUGAGCUCAUCUGGGAUGUACGUUGUUACCAAGAGGAUGACAGUGUUCCCAUAUGCAUUCACUGCAGUGCGGGCUGUGGAAGGACUGGUGUUAUCUGUGCAAUCGACUAUACGUGGAUGCUGCUGAAGGAUGGGAUAAUUCCUGAAAACUUCAGUGUUUUUGCUUUGAUCCAGGAAAUGCGAACACAGAGGCCUUCCUUAGUUCAAACUCAGGAACAGUAUGAACUGGUCUACAAAGCUGUCUUAGAACUAUUCAAGAGACAGAUGGAUGUUAUCAGAGAUGGACACUCUGGAAUAGAGAUUCAAGCAAAGUAUUCAGUUCCUGAGCAAAUUCCCAGUCUGGAAGCAAACAGUCACUCUUCUAAUUUACCAAAAAGCAGCAUAAAAGAAGCAAAAAUGAUGAACCAAUGGAGUAAACAAAAGAUAAGGGUGAAAAAUGCAGAAACUUCUUUCUUUGACAUUAGGACUUCUGAAAUAAGUGAAAAGGAAGGGUUAACUUUGCACCCUGCUAAACAGAACAGUUCUUUCGAGAGUUUGGAGCUAAACUGUGGUUGUGACAAAAAUGCCGACACAACCAUGAAAUGGGAGACAAAGCCAUUUCCAAUAGCUGGGGAGCCUCUUCGGAAGCAUCAAAGUUUGGACUUCAGCUCCGUUUUGCUUGGACCAUGUCCUAAUUCUAAACCUGUAAAUGCAGCAGGAGGAUACUUCAAGUCAAAGGGGCCAAUAAUACGGACCAAAUCGACUCCCUUUGAAUUGAUACAACAGAGAGACACCAAGGAGCUGGACGUCAAGGAAAAUUUUUUGUUGUUGGAAUCUCAACCAAACAAUUCUUGUCUUGAGCAGGCUCAAAAAGCGAUGCAUGUUUCUUCAGCAGAACUGAAUUAUUCACUGUCAUAUGACUCGAAGCACCCAAUGUGUAAUGCCUCCAAUGCAAAGCAACAUGACUCUAGUGCUCUUAAUGUACAUUCUUACAUGUCUUUAGUAGAAGAUCCUUACUGUCCACCAUUGUCUCCAAGAAGUGCUGGUUCUCAGAUGUCUCUUGAUUUACCUGAGAAACAAGAUACAACUGUGUUACCUUGUUCUUUGUUGCCAACAUCUUCCGCAACCCUAUUUUCUUGUUAUGAGUCACAUGAUUCUUUAGCAUGGAAUCCUCCAACCAAUUUCCCCCACACAUUGAACCAAGAGAGAACAGAUGUUGCGACUUCUCCAAGAAUAGAUGACGAGAUCCCCCCGCCACUUCCUGAACGGACACCUGAAUCUUUCAUUGUGGUAGAGGAGGCUGGAAAAGUCCCACUGAGCGGUCCCCAAUCUUUAGCUUCAGCUGUGAUGACAAGAACUGGAACAUCACCUGAAUGGAGUGGAACAUCCAAAUCAAACAAACCUGAUGACUCGUGUGUAACACUCUGGAGUCCCAAAUCAGAUCUACAUGAAGAUCGCUCUUCUCCCCCACCUCCUCUCCCAGAAAGAACCCGAGAGUCCUACUUCCUUGCUGAUGAGGACUGUAUGGAGUCUCAACCUAUAGAGACUUAUUCUACUAGCUAUUCCAACGCUGUUGAAAACCCAACAUCUUCAAAACAAACACUGAAGACUCCUGGAAAAUGUUUCACAAGGAGUAAGAGUUUGAAAAUUUUGCGGAACAUGAAAAAGAGUCUCUGUAAUUCUCCCUCACCAAACAAGCCUGCAGACCCUGUUCAGUCAAACAACUCCAGCUCCUUACUGAAUUUUGGUUUUGCAAAUCGUUUUUCAAAACCCAAAGGACCAAGAAAGCCACCAUCACACUGGAACACUUAACACAAUUUUGGACUAUAGACCUCAAGUGCACCUGCAAAAAAAAUUACCAGAAUAUGGCUGGCUAAAAUAAGUGCUCUAUAAUCAUAAUGGUAA